Physcomitrium patens is the source of this 930-nucleotide messenger RNA. RefSeq lists its product as uncharacterized. Lineage: Eukaryota; Viridiplantae; Streptophyta; Bryopsida; Funariales; Funariaceae. The record is from RefSeq and is a predicted model, not a curated record.
AACCACCGUGAAACAGCACUCAGGGUUUCGGAGCAACUCACUACCACAUCUGGAACUAGAACAAUGCGCAAUGAUGUUAACGCUGCGAAGGACACAGCAGAGAGGAGAUUCACCACGUUGCUGCUAUUUCCGGAUAAUCCCGUUGUCUGCCUCGAUGCUUGUGACAGUCUACGGAGAUCGCUUCAAUAUUUCAUCUGCAUCGGGUUCGACUCCAACCAGGAGUGACAGCAAAGUUAGGAGUUCCGAUCACAAAUUUCGCAGAAUCUGUCCAACGUCCGCAAGCAAUUAGUGUGGUAAGCUACAGCCCGAUUCUCAGCAGCACAGGCUGCGGCUAGGAAAUCAUACACCACCACCACCACGGCCAUUGCGAACAUGACAUUCCGUGCGGAGAGGCAACUAGUUUACGAAUGGUACACGCCAUCGCUACAGACAUCGCUAGAAUUUCUCAAGGCCGUGGGAUUCAAAGUGCUUCGGCAGGAGAAAGCAUUUGCGGAGAUGGCGUGGGGGUCGUCGUCUUCCGCCAACAGGCUCUUCGUGGAGCAGAUGGACGGGUAUAUUGAUACCUGCCCGGAUGUGUCCCCCGGGUACUCUGGAUACCAUGGUAAUAUCCGGAUACUGGUGGAGGAUGUGGAUGCCGUGUACCAGGCGGCCAUGGUUUUGAAGGGAGCCCGGGUAUUGAAACCUUUAGAGGAUCGAUAUUAUGGAUUGCGUGACUUCACCGUAGGUGGACCGUAUGGACUGGCUCUUCGCUUUGCUACUCCCCUUCCUGGAUUCACUGAAGAUUAAACAAGUGCUAGAGUUGUAGAAUGUGGUAGCAAUUGUUCAAUAUUAUCUCACGUGUUGUUGAAGUGUUCAAAUACUUUUGCUUGUAGACAUAAUUUAUAAAUUUUAAGAACUUGAGCUGUAAAGAGUGCAUUUCAAUUUUUGAAA